Vanessa tameamea is the source of this 2141-nucleotide messenger RNA. RefSeq lists its product as uncharacterized. Bases 7 to 849 code for a protein of 280 amino acids. NCBI's taxonomy places the organism in Eukaryota, Metazoa, Arthropoda, Insecta, Lepidoptera, Nymphalidae. The transcript has a single exon. The record is from RefSeq and is a predicted model, not a curated record.
CUUAAAAUGCCCAUCGGUAAAAUAGAACCUUUUUCGGUCGAAUCACAAAACUGGGACAGUUACGUGCGUCGUCUAAAACAGUUUAUAACUUUAAAUAGUAUCGACGACGGACUUAAAGUUGCCACGUUGUUAACAUUAGUCGGUGUCGAGUGUUACAAUUUACUUUGUGAUUUGUGUUCGCCCGAUCACCCGGAGGAUAAAGAAUUCGAUGAGCUCGUUGAAUUGCUUAAACAUCAUUUGGAACCUGAAAAGUCCGGGAUAGCCGAGAGACACAUUUUUAGACAAAGAACCCAGUUAGAAGGUGAAAGCAUUCGUUUAUAUCUACAAGGAUUAAAACAUUUGGCUAAGACUUGCAACUUUGGGUCGAAACUGGAGGAGAAUCUACGAGAUCAAUUUGUCUCCGGAUUAUAUAGUGAAGAAAUGCGGUCGAGAAUAUUCGCCGAGAAGGAUAUCGACUACAAGAGGGCUGUGGAGUUGGCUAGCGCUCUCGAGGCGGCGGAGCGGCACGCGAGCACGGCGGGCGCUCCGGUCGGCGGUGAAGGCGCUAGCGCGGAUGCGCUGCACCGGGUGAGCGGCAACGGGCCAGCGGCGCGAGCGCGCGCUAGCGGAGCCGGCCGGAGUGGCGGCGCGGGCGGUGCAGCAGCGAGCAGCGGCGGCGGCGGCGGCGAUCGGGCAGCGGACGGGCGCGUGCCGUAUGCGCGAUGCGGUAGGGCUACUCACACGCCGAGUAAGUGUCGUUACAAAAAUUUCACAUGUGAUUUGUGCGGCAUGAAAGGACAUUUAAAAGUGAUGUGUUUAAAUAAAAGUAAUCACGUGGGGCCUAUUGGAAAGGCAAAGUCGAAAGGUUAGUACUUUAUAAAUAACCAUAGUGAUUCCGAGGGUGACGAUGGUAAUUUUUAUAAUUUAGUUACGGGUGGCGAAGGUGAUAGACCUUAUUACGCUACUUUGUUCGUCAAUUAUGUCAAAUGUAAAUUCGAAAUUGAUACGGGGAGUAAAAUAUCCGCAAUAUCCAAAACAUUUUAUGAUAAAUACUUUAACCAUAUUGUAAUGCAUAAUAAAAAUUUUAUAUUAAAGUCAUAUACUUAUGAUACUAUCGACACUCUCGGGUAUAUUGAUGUGGAUGUACGUUUUGGUCAAAAUUCGGCUAAACUUAAACUAUAUGUUGUUGAAAACGGAGGCCCACUUUUGAUGGGUCGUACGUGGAUCAAAGAAUUAAAAUUGACAAUUGUAGAAUGUCACAAGAUAACCGAACGUGAUUCGAUAGCUAGUAAAUUAAAACGAGAAUAUCCAGAAGUGUUUGCGGAGGGACUAGGUACUUUUAAAUCAUGCAUUCGCUUACAUUUGAACGAUAAGAAACCGGUUUUUGUUAAGGCGCGUCCUCUGCCGCUGGCGCUGCGCGAGCGCGUUGCGACUGAACUCGAGCGCUUGCAGCGCGAGGGAGUUAUCUAUAAGGUGGACCGUUCGGACUACGGCACUCCCAUUGUGCCCGUCAUUAAAUCUAAUGGGGAUAUUCGCAUAUGUGGUGACUAUAAAAUCACUCUAAAUCCGAUACUUAAAGAUUUUCACUAUCCGUUGCCACGAAUAGAAGAAAUAUUUUCAAUUUUAGCAGGGGGCGAGCAGUAUACGAAACUUGACUUAUCUAACGCAUUUCAGCAAUGUAUCCUUCAUGAGGAGUCUCGGGCGAUGACGGCCAUAACAACGCAUGUGGGGACAUUUGUAUACCGUCGAGUACCGUUCGGUAUCAAGUGUAUACCAGAAAACUUCCAGAAAAUUAUGGAGGAGACACUUAACGGGCUGCCGUCUACUGCCGUAUUUGCUGAUGAUAUUUGUAUUACGGGUAAAGAUAGUGCUACUCAUCUUAAAAAUUUAAGAGCUGUUCUACAGAGGCUAAAAGAUAACGGUCUUCGUAUUAAUUUUGAUAAAUGCCAAUUUUUUAAGGAUAGCGUUACAUAUUUAGGAUAUAAAAUUAACAAAAACGGUUUGCAUACUGACACAAAAAAAAUAAAAGCAAUCGUCGACGCACCACAGCCCACUAAUAUAACACAGUUGAGGAGUUUUAUAGGUCUCGUCAAUUUCUAUGCAAAGUUCGUAUAUAAUAUAAGUGAAAUUUUAAAACCUUUAUAUGAUUUAUUGAAAAAAGA